Molecule: messenger RNA, 876 nt
Organism: Nipponia nippon (crested ibis)
Lineage: Eukaryota; Metazoa; Chordata; Aves; Pelecaniformes; Threskiornithidae
Gene: SGCG
Product: sarcoglycan gamma
Biological process (GO): heart contraction; cardiac muscle tissue development
Cellular component (GO): sarcolemma; sarcoglycan complex
Source: RefSeq, a predicted model, not a curated record
AUGGUACGUGAACAAUACACUACAACAACACCAGGCACUAGCCUAGAGAGGCCGAAGAAUGAAUAUGUCUACAAAAUUGGAAUUUAUGGCUGGAGAAAGCGUUGCCUCUACCUGUUUGUUCUCCUCCUGCUUAUCAUCCUAGUUGUGAAUUUUUCUUUGACAAUUUGGAUUCUUAAAGUGAUGUGGUUUUCCCCAACUGGAAUGGGACACCUGCGUGUUACGAAAGAAGGCCUUCGUCUGGAAGGGGAAUCGGAAUUCUUAUUCCCUCUUUAUGCCAAAGAAAUCCAUUCUCGAGUGGACUCGUCACUGCUUCUCCAGUCUACUCACAAUGUGACUGUGAAUGCUCGCAAUUCAAAUGGGGAAGUCACAGGCAGAUUAAAUGUGGGUCCUAAAAUGGUAGAAUUCCAUGGUCAGCAAUUUCAGAUCAACUCAAAGGACGGCAAGCCACUUUUUACAGUGGAUGAAAAUGAGGUUGUAAUUGGCACAGAUAAACUUCGAGUCACAGGGCCUGAAGGAGCACUUUUUGAACACUCUGUAGAAACACCACUUGUCAAGGCAGAAGCUUUUAAACAACUUAGGCUGGAAUCACCAACUCGAUCUUUGAGCAUGGAUGCACCACGAGGAAUUAAUAUCAAAGCACAAGCUGGGAAUAUUGAAGCUCUUUCCCAGAUGGAUAUCAAACUACACAGCAGUGAUGGUGUGCUUUUGCUUGAUGCUGAAACUGUGCGACUGCCCAAAUUGCCUGAGGGUACAAGGGGUGGAUCCGGUAUUUCUCAGGGGCUUUACGAAAUCUGCGUGUGUCCGGACGGAAAGCUCUACUUGUCAGUGGCCGGCGUGGGCUCCACUUGCCAAGAAUACAGCCGUGUCUGCCAGUGA